Messenger RNA from Aspergillus nidulans FGSC A4, 1387 nucleotides. Its product is annotated as T6SS phospholipase effector Tle1-like catalytic domain-containing protein. NCBI's taxonomy places the organism in Eukaryota, Fungi, Ascomycota, Eurotiomycetes, Eurotiales, Aspergillaceae. The record is from RefSeq and is a predicted model, not a curated record. Bases 33 to 1268 code for a protein of 411 amino acids. The transcript has 3 exons.
AAGUGCGAAGAUUGCAGUAAUCUGUGAACAUCAUGUCGACAAAACGACUGAUUAUCUGCUGCGACGGUACCUGGCAAGAUUCCACCGACGACGCGAGCGAACCUCCAUCCAAUGUGACUCGACUCUCUCGAGCGCUGAGUCGCACGGCUAUCGUGAAGGAGAAUGGUGUGCUACGCGAGAUCCCUCAGAUCGUGUACUACCAGAAAGGCGUGGGCACCGGGCUGGGUGACAAGUAUUUUGGAGGCGUCACGGGUGUCGGUCUCAGCGCGAACGUGCGCGCCGCGUACGGGUUCCUGUCAGACAAUUAUGCCGACGGCGACAAGAUCUACUUCUUCGGGUUCUCGCGCGGCGCAUACACAGCACGCGCCAUCGCGGGAUUGGUCUGUCAGUGGGGUCUGUUGACACCGCGGGGGAUGGACAAUUUCUCCAACGUGUAUGACGACUUUUACGGCAAGAAGAUCGCAGGGUAUACCGACGAACAGCGGCGCCGGCUCGGAUUCCGGCCGCCCCUACCCAGGUUCACCGUCGAGCUGAUCGGCGUCUGGGACACGGUUGCCUUCCAUAAGCCGUGGCUGGGCCGAUGGUUUGGCGAGCAGCUCGAGUUUCGCAACACCCUGCUUUCACGGGAUGUCAGGUACGCGUACCAUGCGCUGGCGCUGGACGAGGAACGCACCGCGUAUCAGCCGACGCUGUGGCAUCAGCCAGACAACGCAGAGGGGCAGGAAAUGCUCCAGGUAUGGUUCUCUGGGGUCCAUACAGAUAUCGGCGGCGGCAGCGUCGACCCUCGUUUGUCGAAUAUAACACUGGCGUGGAUGAUCGCGCAGUGCUCAAAGCAUAAUCAACUUGCGUUUGAUGUCGAGGGGUAUCUCUUUGACUCUCCGCCGCCUGGAAUCGUGGCGGAGAGCGCCCCGUGGGCGACGGCGCUGGGGGCAGUCGCCCAUUCCAGCCUGACUCGCACAGUCGAGCGCUGGCUGGGUGGACGAUCGAUUCGGACGCCUCUCGCGUACGACCAGCCGGGGCCUGCCUCUGAGCACCGUCCAACGAACGAGCUGAUUCAUACUUCAAUCAAGGAUCGGGUGCUUAGUGGCGCGCCAUCCGGGGCCGUGCGGUGGGCCUCGCCUGUCAUUCGAGGGCGGCAGGAUCAGGAUGCGCGUACUUGGGAGCUGCAAAAUGGCCAUAAGCUGGUUGAAGAUGUGCCCUUGGAGCUAGAAUUCUUCAUGAGGGGGAGGAUCCGGACGGUGCACGUAGAUGAAGAGGAUGAGUCGUAGUUUAGCUCUGCAGACCAUAUUUUUCAAGGGGGAAGACGGGGGAUAAACGGCUGGUUAAGGAGUCGGGUUCCUCCAGGUCUUACAAAUGACUUAAUUAAAAUCUAUAACGUUGCUUGCCU